UUAAAUUAGGCGCUGUGGCGUUUAUGCUGUCAGUGUCAUGCCGCUGAUGUGAACCUGUGGUUCGUCCUCACCGAGUCGCUGCUGCAGCUUCUCAAAUCUGCACACAUGCCUCAUUCGUCCCGACCGUGGAAGGAUUUAAUGACUUAACCGUAGUGGGAUUACUUUUUUGUGUGUUUUUCUUGCUGUCCUCCGCCGACGGCUGCUAAAUUCAACUAAAAAGCUACGCCAUAAGGAGAGGUUCGCCCCGGACUCCUACCAUGCCGCAGCACUCAGCUUUGACGAGUAAAAACUAUGACUACGACUACGACUCCCUGCAGCCGUAUUUCUACUACGAUAACGAGGAGGAGGAUUUCUACCCGCAGCAGCUUCAGCCUCCGGCGCCGAGCGAAGACAUCUGGAAGAAAUUCGAGCUGCUGCCAACCCCUCCCCUGUCCCCGAGCCGCCGGCCGUCACUGUCCAGCCUCUUCCCCUCCACCGCCGACCAGCUGGAGAUGGUGACCGAGUUCCUGGGGGACGACGUAGUCAACCAGAGCAUCAUCUGCGACGCGGACUCCUCCCAGACCUUCCUCAAGUCCAUCAUCAUCCAGGACUGCAUGUGGAGCGGCUUCUCUGCGGCCGCCAAGCUGAAGAAGGUGGUCUCAGAGCGGCUCGCCUCCCUGCACGCCGCCAGGAAGGAGACUGCGCCCGGUGAAGGCGCGGACCCCCCCGGGAAGCUGAGCAGCAGCAGCAGCUACCUGCAGGAUCUGAACACCUCCGCGUCGGAGUGCAUCGAUCCAUCUGUGGUGUUUCCAUAUCCGGUGGCGGAGACGCCCAAGCAGAGCGCGGGGACAAUGAUCAGUAAGGCUCUGGGUCUGGACACGCCGCCCACCAGCGGCAGCAGUAGCAGCUGUAGUGACUCAGAAGAUGAUGAUGAUGAGGAGGAGGAGGACCAGGAUGAUGAUGAUGAUGAAGAGGAGGAGGAGGAAGAAGAAGAAAUUGAUGUGGUCACUGUGGAGAAAAGGCAGGCGGUGAAACGAUGCGACCCCAUGCCACUGGAGACCAGACACUCCAGCCCCCUGGUCUUGAAGAGGUGCCACGUCUCCACCCAUCAGCAUAAUUAUGCAGCACAUCCACCCAUGAGGCAAGAGCAGCCGGCUGUCAAGAGACUGAAGCUGGAGAGCAUCAGUAGUGGAGGGGGAGGUGGAGGAGGCGGUGGCAGGGUCCUCAAACAGAUCAGCAGCAACCGCAAGUGUUUGAGUCCCCGGACGUCCGACACAGAGGAUUAUGACAAGAGAAGGACUCACAAUGUGCUGGAGCGCCAGAGGAGGAACGAGCUGAAGCUGAGCUUUUUCGCCCUGCGAGACGAGAUCCCAGAGGUCGCCAACAACGAGAAAGCAGCCAAGGUGGUGAUCCUGAAGAAGGCGGCGGAGUGCAUAUCCAGCAUGCAGUCAGACGAACAGAGACUCCUGUCACUCAAAGAACAGCUGAGGAGGCGAAGUGAACUUUUAAAGCAGAGACUUGCACAGCUGCAGGGCUCUCGAGCCUAAAAUAUCAAACCUGGGACUGUUUUCUGCCUUUUUUUUUUAAAUGCAAGUUCAAGAUGUACAGUUGUUGCAUGCAAGUUUUUGGAAUCUUUGAUUUCAAUGUUAAACUGCCUCAGUGGACGUUAAGGCUGAAUUUAAAUAUUUAAAAGUUUAUUUUUUAUUAAUAAAAUGUUUAAAAAAUGGGGUUGCCCUGUUCAGGCACUCAAAACUAAAAAUAUACAUUUUUAUGUUUUUGUAUAUAAUUAAUAUUUCCUAAGAAAAUGUAUUUUUCAAUCUGAAUCGUCUGGAUGUUCAGACUCACUGUUUGGGUUUUUUGCAUUCUGUUCCUGGAGUCCUUUUCAAAUAUUAAAAUGUUUUCUUGA
Nothobranchius furzeri (turquoise killifish) is the source of this 1885-nucleotide messenger RNA. It is a transcript of the gene myca, whose product is annotated as MYC proto-oncogene, bHLH transcription factor a. Gene Ontology annotation, molecular function: RNA polymerase II cis-regulatory region sequence-specific DNA binding; DNA-binding transcription factor activity, RNA polymerase II-specific; protein dimerization activity. The record is from RefSeq and is a predicted model, not a curated record. NCBI's taxonomy places the organism in Eukaryota, Metazoa, Chordata, Actinopteri, Cyprinodontiformes, Nothobranchiidae. Gene Ontology annotation, biological process: regulation of transcription by RNA polymerase II; positive regulation of cell population proliferation.